AUGAGUUUGGUGGUGAAGGCGACUGAACAAGAAGUGGAGCCAUGGCUGAGGCAGGUGGAGCUUCGAUCUGUAGGAGCAAUGGUGAUUGGAGGUGUGAACCGGUCAUCAGGUGAGGUGGCGAGAGAUGGUGCGCACCAAUCUGCAGGAGCGACAAGGGCUGCGGUGGUGAAGCCUGUAAUCAUUGGUGAUGUUUAUGUGGGUAUGGUGACGAAGGUAUUCGUGAUCCGUAUGGAGAGUAUGGCUACGGAGGCAGUACAGCAACAAGUGCAUGGGAUUGGGGGUUGUGAUGUUUCCCGGGGCAAUUGGGUUCAUGAUGAUUCAUACCCUCUUUAUGAAGCUUCUAGCUGCCCCUUCAUUGAGAAGGAGUUUGACUGUGUAAAGAAUGGUCGCCCAGACAAGGACUAUCUCAAAUACAGAUGGCAGCCACUUGGCUGUAACUUACCAAGAUUCAAUGGAAUUGAUCUUUUGAGGAGGCUAAGGGGGAAGAACAUCAUGUUUAUUGGGGACUCAUUGAGUCUGAACCAAUGGCAAUCACUCGCUUGCUUGCUUCAUACGGCUGUUCCAACUGCCAAAUACACAUCGGUCAGGUCUGGAGAACUCUCCACAUUCACAUUUCCGGAAUACAAUGUUAAGGUGUUGUUCUCCCGCAACCCCUUUCUGGUGGACAUUGUCAGCACAAGUUCUGGGCGAGUCCUCAAACUUGACUCAAUCUCACUUGAAAACCAGAAACUGUGGACAGGAGUUGACAUCAUGAUCUUCAACACAUGGCAUUGGUGGCUUCAUACCGGAAGAAAGCAAGCAUGGGAUCUUAUCGAAGAAGGGGGCAAAAUAAUUGGGAAGGACAUGGAUAGGUUGGUUGCCUAUGAGAAGGCUCUCAACACUUGGGCAACAUGGGUAGACUCCCAAGUGGACCCUGCAAGAACCAAGGUCUUCUUCCAGGGUGUUUCCCCAGAUCAUUCUAAUUCAUCAGACUGGGGUGAUCCAAAAGCAGGAAGCUGCAAUGGACAAACAGAACCACUUCCAGGUCCAAGCUAUCCUCAUGUACAUCCAGCAGAGAAAGUAGUAGAGAAAGUAUUACGCGCCAUGCCAAAGCCAGUCCAAUUGCUUGAUGUCACAAAUCUUUCACAACUAAGAAAAGAUGGGCACCCCUCUUUCUAUGGCCUUGGUGGGCACAGAGCCUCGGACUGCAGCCAUUGGUGUUUAGCUGGAGUUCCUGAUACUUGGAACAUUCUUCUUUAUGCAGCUCUUGCAGGAAGUUAAUUUGUUAUUUCAUUCUUUAUGGUGAUUUACAAAUAUCGUCGAAGAAAAGGAUACUGGAAUAAUAGUUGUAUCACAUAUUCACUUGACAUGAAAUUCAAUUAGCUAGGACAAAGUUACCAGGUUUGACUGGGAAAUUCAUGAGUGAUUGUAUUGCUUAGCAUUA
Molecule: messenger RNA, 1423 nt
Organism: Rosa chinensis
Lineage: Eukaryota; Viridiplantae; Streptophyta; Magnoliopsida; Rosales; Rosaceae
Product: protein trichome birefringence-like 43
Exons: 7
Coding region: 1-1260 (419 amino acids)
Cellular component (GO): Golgi apparatus
Molecular function (GO): O-acetyltransferase activity
Source: RefSeq, a predicted model, not a curated record